CACCAAUAUCUCCAAAGAAGAACAAAGAAACAUUGGAAGGAGUCGUUGUGCGUGUGUGUAUGGUUUACUAAACCACCGAAAAUAUAAAUAAAUGUCGAUCUGUUAAAAAAAAAGAUUUGCCUUCGUAAUCUCAGAUAGUAUGACCUCAAGAAAACGCUGAAGAUUUACGAUAAAGAAAAGGUGGAAUAUUUUAUUCAUGAAUACAAUGUUUGACCUAAAGUGUGAAAGCUCGACAGAUGAUGAGGGAGGAACGGAGGAAGGGGAUCCCAGUUUAGCAGCACAAAUAUCCAGGUGUGCAAACGUCUCGUCGGCAGAUUUGGACGAACUGGAGAACAGCCGCAGCGAAGCCAGCACUGUCAAACAAACAAUAUGGGCGGUCAACUGUUUCAAAGCCUGGCUGCGUGAAAAGCAGCUCACCGUUGACUUUAAAACCGUGGAGAAAUCCGAACUGACCCCAGUGCUGCGGGAAUAUUAUGGUUCUAUACGGACAAGUAAAGGAGAGCUGUACGGUAUCAGCAGCUAUGUUGGGCUUCGGGCUGGAUUAAAUCGUUUUAUGAACGACCCUCCUAUUGGGCGUGCGUGGAAUUUAAUGCAGGACCCUGAAUUCAGGCCCGCUAAUAACGUUUUUAAGGGCAUCGUUAAACAGAUCCGACGAUCAGGUAGGAACAUAACAACACACUACCCGCCGAUCUCACCUGAAGACCAGGAAAUACUUAAACACUCUCCAGCACUAGACCCUGGUAACCCCAGAGGUUUAUUAAAUAAAGUCUGGUUUGAUAUCCAGUUACAUUUCGGACUCCGGGGCAAGGAGGGCAAUCGACACCUGCAGCCAGACUCGUUCAUGCUUAAGCGGGACGAAAACGGGUUAAAAUGUUUCACGAUGACAUUCACUGUGAUCUCAAAGAACACGCUCGAAAAAGACAAGAAAAAGAGGGGGAGCGCUAUGUAUGAAGACCCCGGCAAUCCACUCUGUCCCGUCGCCUCUUUGGAGAAAUAUCUAAGCAAAAUCCCACCGGCUGCAAAAGCGCUCUACCUGCAGCCCAAAAGGUAUGUGGUCCCUAAUGACUUCUGGUAUACAGCGGUACCUCUUGGAGUCAAUUACCUGUCUCAAAUGCUGCCCAAAAUAUGCAAAGAGGCCGGGACGCAAUCAAUCUACACUAACCACAGUCUACGGGUCACUGCGAUACGAAAGCUGUCUGAUUCGAGGGAGAUCAUGGCCGUGUGUGUGAACAGUGGUCAUAUUGAGACAAACUCUCAAUGGCAGCAGGAAUCUGCUCCUUAUUCAGCCAGCAGUGAGAUUGACUCCAGCUCUAUGACACAGGAGAGUCCCGUCAGCAGCAACAGCUGGAUGAAACAGGAACCAGAAAACGAAAUAAUCGAGUGGGAAAAUAUAAACACUGAAGCUCCCGCUGAAGCCGAGCAGGAAAACAUGUUGAGCAGUGCGAGCAACGCCAUCCCUGCAGCAGCAACCUCGAUAGAGGGUUUACCCCCCAGUGUGAUGCUGACCAUCACCAAACUUCAGUGCCUUGUGGAGAGCAAACAGGAGAAGAUUGAUGCACUGGAGAAACAGGUGCAGGACCUGCAGGAAGAUCGCAGGUUCCUUCGCUCGCAGAUCGAGAACCUCACCAGUGCUCGGGUGGUUCAGUUCCCAGAAGUUCCUACAGCGAGCACAUCUGUGUUCUUAGAACCCAGGUCACAUAAGAGACAUCAGAAAACUAUGUCUAACCAAUAUGACAGUGAUGAGAGCUUUGAUGGGUCCAUUAGCACCGAUUCAUCUGAGGAGUUGAACAGUAUCAAGAAGAAAAGACAUAACAAGAAAAAACAAAAGAGAGGAUGUGUACAGUAUGACUAGGUAUCUCAGCUUUCAACAAGAGGAGCAUGAGUGGGAGUGUCACUGAAAUUCAUAGCACCCAGGACAUUUUUAUGGGUGAGCCUAGUGCCCUGGCUAAUGAGAAGGUUAUGUCAUAAAGAACCUAGUUGAGACAGCGCACCUGGUUGUCCUUCUUAUAUGACUGCACUUUAUCCGGUACGGCAUUAUCAAGAAUGCAACCAUCAACACAGAAUUGUAUCCAACACUCUUCCUCUGGUGGGACUGUAAAGAAAUGUUGGUCAGCUACAUCCAGCAGUAUCUCCACACUUGAGUUUAUGCAUCUCAAUGAGGCAGAUGAAGGCUUCUGAUGAACCUCUGCCUUGUACUGAUACAGAAGCAUGAACAUUUUCCAUGCUUGGACAUAAGACGGUGCUCUGAUUAAACAUAUGAAGGGGCAGGACUGUUUGUGCAUGUCUGGUCCUGGAAAGAAAUAUAGAAAAUAAUUGGUGAUAUAAAACAUGCUUGUUGAUAUGUUUUUGAUGUAUUCUGUUAUGCUUAGAGUUUUAUCCAAUGAUUUACCAUGCACACUUUUCUUAUCAUAAAAGUGAUCUUUGUAAUAAAUUCACAGAUCUUUUCAAACUUAACAUAUUAUUUUGAGUGUGGUGUAACGAAACGCAGACAAAGUGAAUUUUGGGCAUGUUUUUUUUAUUCUCAUACAUACAAUCACUAACAAGGAUGUACUUUAUCAAAUCUUGUGUAUACUUUUUAUGACUUUAUUGCUCAGAAUACUAAUUUUAGUGAUUAUCUGUUAUGUAUAAAUUUCUUUGAUAUGGUUCUUAGUCAUUUUUCCAUAAAUUGCACAAAAUAUGUUUGUAAACCUAAUCAGUACCCCUCCCAUAAAUGUAACUGAAAUGUAAAUAUUGUUUUGUAUGUAUAUUAUAGAUGUUUUCUGAUUUCCACCAUCUACUGUUGUCCUGUUUCUCUUUUCCUUUACUUCUUUUUAAGCUGCUUGUUUUUUGGCCUAAAGAUUUUCUUUGUUAGUGAAUAGGGGAGAGUGGGGUGAUUUGUGCCAGGGGGGAAGUUGUUCCACCCAUUUUUCUGGAAAACCAUAGAAGAAAUUGGUCAUGUGACCACAUAAUUUUGAAAAGCCAUCAAUUUUACUUAUCCUCAAAAAGAGAGACACAUGGCAUGAGAGGUAAGCACAUUUUAGCUCCAAAAACUGUUUUUUCCUUUCAAAGUAAAAUUUCUAUGAUUAAGGUUUUUUUAUUGUAGUUUCUAAACAAUUAUAGAUAUGUUUGAAAAUAUUUCACACGUUUUAAUGCUUUAGCAGGAUACACAAUGAGUCUAUACAGUUAGCAUAAUGUUAGCUCUUAACUGCUGGAUCAUGCUAAUUGAUCAAACUUGUAGGUCUGGGGUGAGUUGUGCCAAGGGGCCUGGGUUAAGUUGUGCCAGAGGUGAUAUGCUCAAGAAACUACCCACACCCCAAAAACUUGGUGGUACAGCCAAAAGACAGCAUAAGUUUAUAUUCCCCUGCAGUAUUUACAAGUGGGAUGUUAAAUAGAAGGCCAGAUCCAGACCACCUAGACCUACAUAAUCACAGGGGAUAAUCUGGAGAAGUGAGGAGAUGGACAUGCCUCAUUAGUGUUUGACUAAGGCCCACCUGCCAUUUGUUUCAUUUAGUUAACAUUGAUUUCAGUUUUGAGUUUGCACUAUGUUAUUAAAGAGAAGUUUUAUUAAGUUUUUAAGUGGCCAAGUCACAAUAGGAUGUUUAGAAGUUAGUCUAUUCACUUUAUUCUUAUAUACUACAUAAGUGACAGACAUCGUUCUGUGUAUGUCAACAGUCAUCUAUUGCCAAAGCCAUUUUGCCUGAAAUUAUUCAGAAAUAUCAUAUAUUGUGUAUUUAAGUUGUGUUUUUCCACAAACUACAAAAUAUGACUUAUUCCAACAGUUUAAUAGAGUGACAAUAUCUAAAUAAACCUUAGAUUUGUAAUUGUGUAUUGAAUUGGUCUUACUUUAAUAUAGCAUUACAGUUCAUAACAUUAAAAUGUUCUGUUUUACUUCAGAAAUCACCUGCACAAUUUACCCCACUUAACUUAUUUUCCCUAAAGGCACAACUUACCCCACACCAGGGGCAAGUUGUGCCACAAGACCACUUUUUCCCCAAAAGCAAUAUUUCUGAAACAAUUUAUUUCAGAUCCAAAGUUAUUGUUCUCAGGGAUGCACAACAUCCUGAAAUAUAUGUACAUCCUUAAGUUGAAGGCAUUACUGUCAUGGCCUGACUUUAAAGUCACUUUGAGUACAAACUGGCACAACUCAACCCACU
Paramisgurnus dabryanus is the source of this 4133-nucleotide messenger RNA. RefSeq lists its product as uncharacterized. Lineage: Eukaryota; Metazoa; Chordata; Actinopteri; Cypriniformes; Cobitidae. The record is from RefSeq and is a predicted model, not a curated record.